This is a messenger RNA of Nymphalis io (European peacock), 632 nucleotides long. RefSeq lists its product as uncharacterized. The transcript has 5 exons. The coding region runs from base 90 to 569 and encodes 159 amino acids. NCBI's taxonomy places the organism in Eukaryota, Metazoa, Arthropoda, Insecta, Lepidoptera, Nymphalidae. Gene Ontology annotation, cellular component: BLOC-1 complex. The record is from RefSeq and is a predicted model, not a curated record.
CUCAUAACGCAAGUGAAGUCGUUUCAAGCUUUGAAACAAUUUAUUAAUUUUUGUACUUAGUUAUUGCAAGCCUAAUCUUAUCUUGAAUAAUGUCUAAGACAGCACAUGUAGUGGAUGGUGAAGCAUCAGAGUCCGAUUCCGAAAUCGAAAUUGGUAAAUCGCCCGACUUAACUCCGUCAUCCCAAGCGUGUGUCAUAUCAGGGGAAGCUCCGGAGUCUGACGAUGAAACGAAAGUACAAUCACCUAAUCAAAAUGAAAUUGAUGCUCCCCUACACACGUCUAUGUUUCAGUCCUCACCUACCAAGUUGAUAUACAACUCUUUGUUGCAUCAAAAGUUAUGGGAAUGCAAUGUUUCACUACGUGCCACCAUCGAAGGAUUGACCAAACACACGACCGACUUAUGCGUUGAAAAGCUGACCAGUUCUGAUAAAACUUUGCUGAAUGUACAGGAAUGUAUGAGAGCAACUAACGCGAACUUAACUCUAGCGAGAGCAAGAUUGAAGCAACUUCACACCGAAUUGGAAAAGGCGAACUGUUCAACCGCCUUACCGACUGUAAAGAUCAAAUAGCAAAAAAAUAAUUUUGUUUUGUAAUUAAUAUAAUGUAUUGUUAAAUAAAUUAAUUAUCGUUAA